AUGUCGUCGGAAUUUCUCGUGAGCUUGGUAAUCCUCGAUGAUAUUAUGGGAAUCACACUCCAUUUAUCUCGAUCCUUGCAUGCCAUUGAAGUUGAUGUACUUUCUGCAACUCAGCUUGUCAAUAUGACCAAAACCUGCUUGCAGAGGCAACGUGAUACUAGCACGGGCACAUUUAAACGAAAUUGGAACCGAAAUCACGGUUUCGCAGAGCUAAGCUGCAAAGAAUAG
Messenger RNA from Parnassius mnemosyne (clouded apollo), 228 nucleotides. Lineage: Eukaryota; Metazoa; Arthropoda; Insecta; Lepidoptera; Papilionidae. The record is from the annotation of a GenBank genome assembly.